Molecule: messenger RNA, 648 nt
Organism: Neltuma alba
Lineage: Eukaryota; Viridiplantae; Streptophyta; Magnoliopsida; Fabales; Fabaceae
Exons: 4
Coding region: 67-648 (193 amino acids)
Source: RefSeq, a predicted model, not a curated record
CAAGAAAGUUCAAAGAAUUCUUCAAGCUUACCUGCAUUUGACUGACAAGGUUCCUCAAGGUUACCCAUGACCGAUGAGAAAAAUCUUUCAAAUAUACCAGCCUCCGAUUCAAAUUGGUUCUUCUCGCUAUUUAGUUCAAAUAAGCGGAGAACAGCUAGUGAUAUUAUACCAAAGCAAGGGAGACAUCUUUCAGCAAUUACAAUUACUAGUGAAGCAGUUGUCAAAGCUGAAGAACAUGCAAAAGAUCCCGCUCCGAAGCCUUAUGAAGAAGAAACUGAGGAUUCAGAGAAGGAUGUAUACAAGAAAUCCGAGCUUGCAAAGAAUGCAGCUUCAGAUAUGCAAGAUAUUGGCGGAGAUGCUGAAUGUUUACCAGAACAAGAUCUUACCGUGGUUGAAAAAGCGAAAAAGGAAAUUGAAGAAGAAAGAAAUCAUCUGGUCGGAACAGAAAAGAAAGGGAGUGAGGUCAUCGUGUUAGUUGAACCAGUUGAACCCACCACUAUUCAAACAGAAGAUAUUGUUCCAAUUGAAGGUACGAUUUUGACAGAAACAUCUACUCAAGCUCAAGUACAUAAUGAUGAACAAGCAGGAGGUGAAGUUGGGGAACCGUAUGGACGGGAAAUACUUAAAAGCAUUGCGUGGUUUAAUUGA